GUGAGCAGCCCGGCCCGGCCACUCCACCCAGCUCAGCCCCCGCAGCGGGACCGGCCCAGCCAGCACAGCCUGCGGACGUCCCCAGCUGCGGCCGGAGCCCGUCGGGGCUUUACCUUCCGUUUAGCUCUGCGGAGAUGGGUCCAGAUCACACCUCUCCCUUCCGUGCCUCAAUGUAAAAGAAAGAUUUGGGCCCUAAAGAAAGUACUUUUUUAAAGAACACAGGGGAAAGUACUGAUUCACAGGCUGGAGCCUCCCCGGCUGCGGGCUGCGCCAGGUUAUCCACGCGGGAGAAGGUUCUUGGUUACGCGUUUGGCAGAGCCCAGGUGUGAGGUGCGGGGUGGGAGCCUGCCCUCCCCCAGUCGGCCCAGCAGCCCCUGCUGGUUUCACUUUCUUUCCUAACCAUCACUUAUUUCCUUCUGCAGCCGUUCACAGGCGAGAAGCAUCGCUCUCCCGUCUCUCCUCCCCUUUCCCAGCCCUGACCCCGCGCUCCCUGCCCAGGGCAAACUCUUCCCUGCCCAGGAGACCUCGGCUCCUCUCCGCACACCCGCAGCCGCGCCGGCCAUGGGGAGGAACGCACGGCCCUUCGCCUUCCUCACCUUCACCUGUGCGUUUUCCUCCUGCUUUGCUGCAGUGGCCCUGGGGGUCGAACUGUCUCCAGAAACCACAUCCUUCCACCAUACAGCUACUUCUGCUCAGCCACUUUCCCUUUAUCAUUCUUCACCCCAUCAAGACACCACAGUUCAUUUUAACAGCACAGGCUCUCUGGAGACAACCCCCGUGCAGACAACAGGCCAGCCCCAGGUAACAACAGCACCAGCCCAUCACACGGCAGGAGCAGCCACCACACAAGUGACUGGCCAGACACCUCCCACGGUGGUACCCACAACAUCAGCAGACAACGCAACCCAGGCCCUGGAAACGGUUACAGCUGCAGUGGAGAACACAACCAGUCACUCUGUGUCCUCAACCAAGCAAGCAGCAAAUGUGAGCACAGAAAUGACAGUGGCAUCCACAAACUCAACCAUAAAUCAUACAACGCCAAAUACACAGAUGACAACUGCUGCCACAACUACUACAGCCGCCACCAUGCAAACUGUAAAGCCCACCACAGGGUCAGGAAAUCAAACAACAGCGCCUCAAAGUCCAACAACCACAGCCAUGGCCAACAGGACAACCAUUCGUCCAGGGACUCAAACAACCGUCCCAUCUACGACGACAACGGCGAGACCUACUCUUGCGCCACGGCCUUCUCCCAUCCCCACUGGCACAUACACCGUUUCCAGCAGGAACAGGACCUGCAUCAAAGCGGUCAUGGGCUUGCAACUCAUGGCUCAAAAUGCACAGAAGAAGCAGAUGGAGUACAUGGCUGUCAACCCCAACGCGACGCAGACAUCCGGCAGCUGUGGGACGAUGCAGUCCGAGCUGAACAUAACCUUCAGUGGAGGGUUUAUAAUCUUCACCUUUGUAAAGGAAGAUCCAACGUACCAUGUCAGUAAGAUUGAGUCCAGAUUACAGUUAUCUUCUGGAGGUAUGCUUUACUAUGCAGCCAUACGUGAGAAGCUGUUUACAACAACACUGGGGAAUUCCUUUAAGUGUGCCAGCAAGCAAACCUUCGGCUUGGAGAAGAACUUCCAGCUACUUAUUGUCAAUAUGCAGCUGCAGGCGUUUGAUAUUGUCGGCAACCAGUUUGGAAGAGAAGAAGAAUGUUUUCCUGAUAAAAACAGAAAAGCAGCUCCCAUCGCGGUGGGCCUGAGUAUCCUGGGGCUGUUUGUCAUUGUGUUUGUCACUUUCCUGAUUUCCAGAAGAAAGCCGCAUAGAGGAUACGAACGCAUCUGAGGUGCCCUUGUAUUUCCGAAUGUGUGUACCAAGUAGAGAAGUCACAGGAGUUCUAGCUUCGACCUGGCCAUCUCACUGCCCCAAAGCCACUUGUUUAAGUGGGAUGACACCCUGUGUUUAAAGCUAAUGAAUAUUUCUGUAAGCGAUUUCUUUAAGGUGGGAAGAAGAGAACUCUCACCAUCUACUUUAGGCUAUUCUUAGCAUCCAAUUUAGAUGCAGUCCAGAGCCUAAAUUCUUUAUAUUGUCAAUAAAGGAGGUAAUUCAGACCACCUAAGUCAGAUGCCUAAAAAUAGCUUAAAGUGAGCAGUAUCACUAUCCCCCAGAAAAUCCAUCAGAUUUGUCAAAGAUAGCAUUUAGACUUAUUAAAAUAGAUGAGUCCAGUAAUAUGACCUUCAAGUGAAUAAACCAGAGGUCCACAGCUGCAGCCAACCCUGUUAAACCAGAGCUCACGAAAGCCCGGUGGGAGCACUGUGUGUGCUGAGGGCUCGGGGCAAGGGUAGCGUGACUUCCAUUCACAAGCAAGUUCUCACCAGUCCUGCAACGGUUACAGUUCGUAAGUUCUUGGGUUUUUCCUACUAAGCCCUUCACAAGGACAGAGUAGUGAUUUGUGACUCUUACUCUGGAGGCAGUGUUCUUAGACAAUUUUCUAGUUUGCAGUGCCUGUGUAUGCAAAUGGGAGAAGAUUCCCCAACUGGGGUCACACUCCCUGACCGAAAUUGUCACUUCUCAUCGCUUGUCUCAGCCCUGCUGCAAAGGUGCCUGAACUUCUUGCCAAUAACUCCUGAACUGCAGGCUCCUAAAGCACUGCACACUGGAGCGAUCUGACGUUGGUAAGUUUGUCCUGAAGCGCUGUGCUGCAAACGGCACAGCUCAGGAGCUGGUUGGCAGGCAGCUGAGAUGUCUGUGCAGCAGAACCGGGCAGUAACUCCACCCCAGGCCACCCCAGGCCAUCCAACCCCACUUGUCCAUCGGUGCUCGAGGCACAGCAUCCCUUUGCCACGUGUUCGCCACACGACGUGGAGAGAGCUGACGUGAGGGUCUGAAAGCACCACGACACUUGGGCCAGUGCUAAGGAUGCCAGUGCAGUAGAUGGGGACUGGGGUGAGUUUGCUUGAUAAAUUCAAGGAGCUCAAUAUUUCAUGGCCUGGUGAGAGCUCAUGAGUCACCCAGUUCCUAUUCAGACAUGGAUCUGUUCAGUGACCGACACAACUCAGUAACAGUCCCUCUACUGAGCUGUAGAUCCCUCUUAAUCCGGGAAGAUCCCAUGCUCACUGAAAACGCCAGGGAUUAAGUGCUCACAGUUGUGGCAGACCUGCACAAGGUCCGUGAGCAAAUGGAAAUGCACCGACACUGUACAUUCAUGGCUUCUGUGGGAAAUAAAAGCUUGCACAGGUCUUGGAAAAACUCUCUGCCCCACAGUGAAUGCUCUUCCGCGUGCUCACAGCUGAGCACUGGGGUUUCAUACGGAUGUAACCUGGAGUUGCUUUAAAGCACCCUCAUUCAUACGCUCUGCAGUCCCUUUCCUGCUAAGCCAAUGACGAAGGCAUGAAAGUAGUAACUGCUUUUGAGAGUAAGUUCAGUGAAUGCUCUUUGUUGUAACAAGGAAAAUCUUGUCACAGAAGAUUUACAAAGCUAAACAUGUGCACAAAUGUGUACAUAAACACACCCAUAAUCUGUUCACUGUGGAAAAUUACAUCAAAAUGAUAAGAAAUUACAUAUAAAAACAUUUACAAAAGAGAAAAUAAUAUUAAAUAAGAGUCCCCCUUAGGAGUUAGGGUAAUGGCUUAAAUUUUUUGUUUGCACUUGGAGAAACAAUAAGACAGAAGUCAGAACCGGCUGUGAGCAAGGGAGGCAGUUGAUUGUAAAGUAAAGUAGCACAAGAAACAGAACUUUCAAAUCCUUAAUACAGAGACGGUGAUUUGAACUGUAUUCAGUUGAAUACUCAAAUUGAAAUUUGAGUAUUUCAAUGAUUGUUUUGUAAAAGGCUCCAGCACUGUUAAUAUUGCUUAGUGAACUUUAUCUAGCUUAUUUUCACCCUUCCUCCUUCCCCCGGUUAGUGGCCAAGCAGCCACCGAACCCAGUGUGUUGGUCAGGCCCCCAGCUUAAUCAGCUCCCUCUACUUCUCAGGGUUAAUACUAUUAAUCUGUUGUUUAGAAAGCAGAUUUUUAUACUAGAUUAAAGCAUCCACUUUUUUAAAAACAAGAGAAUUGCUUCUAUGUCCAGCAGGAAAGGUAAACAUAUGGAAGAGCUUCCAUUUGAAAACGAGCCCACAAUAGUGAUGUUACUGUCCUAAACCCUUCCAUGUGGGCGUUUUAACAACAAACGCUGCCGAAAGCUCAGCACCGCACAUGAUCUGACCCUAAGCCGUUCUGACACAUGACCCGUAGGUACCUUUCCCAUUCAAAGCUAAGUCCUUUUUCACACGUUCUUUUAUUGCUGGCUUGUAUGAUUUGUACAGUUUGUUAUUUCUACUGAUAUGGAUAUAGCAUUUUCUUGUUGUGUUCUGUACUCAAAAAUUUCUUUAUGUUAAUAUCCAGUGUUUUAAUGUUUGAUAUCAAGAUGAGGAGAGAAAGCUACUCUUAAUGACUGAUAAUUCUUUGUUUAAUCUUGUGACACCCUCUGGCAUUUUUACCGAUGAUGCAAGGUUAAUGUGGUUUUCCCCACUCAUUUUUUUCUUUCUACAGUGAAUCAAACUGUCGGUAUUGAACAAUGUUUGGAUUCAGGUUUACUUGAUUUGUUCUUAUGCUUUUUAUUGCUAUUAUUUGUUUGCUAUUUUUGUGAAGCUACAUACUGCCCUUUCUGGAGGAAUAAUACUCCGGGCUUGCUCUAAACAGCAGAGGUGAAGUGCACGUGAUAUAAACCGAUGAAACAAUUGGAUGCUCCCACGAAAUGCUGCCAACAUGCAGCAAAAUUAAUCCAAUGGAGUUAGGGCUUUACAGCAGGAGAGGAUCCAUUGGAGAAUUCCUUGCUGCAGCAGGAGAUCCCAGCCCCUAAGUGCCACCUCUCUCCCCCCCAGCCCAGCCUGCACGCCGUCACCUCCAUCCCCGGCCACGGAACAGAGAGCCGGCAGCAGGGACGCGUGUCAGCAUCGCAGGGGCUGCUGCCUCUUGGAAUGUAACGCUGAGUUAAAAUUAGACAGCCCAGCUGCUCCCUGAGUUGCCGUCUGCAGCUUUUAAAGCCGAUGCCUGUAUUUAUUUUCAACUAGAAUUUAGGUAGAUAUUUGCCUGGCACUUUUUUGUCUGGUGGAGUUGCUUUGAGGUCCUCCUCCCAAGUGGGAAGACUCUAUAGGUGUAAUUGGCCUUGGUUGCCAGACUUUCUCUUUUAAACAUCUUGUCUGAGGAGACAUUUUGCGCAAAAAGUCCCUAAAAUAACCCCACAGAAAGAAGAGGCUCUUGGGAUAACCCAGUUGUACCCUAGGUGGGCCAUAACAGUCACAGCAUGGGCAGCAGCCCCAGCUCACUUUUUCCCCCAGUUGCAGACUCAGAUCAACCCAUCCCUGACCCAGAAGACACUGAUCAUGAUGACAUGAUGCAUCCUACCAGGGCGGCUACGCGUCACUUGCUCGCAGGCAUGUGCUGGGCAGGAUACAGCACGUCCCUCCAGCUCCCUGGUGCUCUGCUGCAGCUCUCGCCCCCGACCCUUCACCAUGGUCUCUCGCACGCCCAAGGUGGGCACAGGUGCACCCCAUGAGCACGAUGAUGUCAUACUUAGCCAAAUUGCCAAGGAGUUUAUAAAGCGAGAUCUAAUUUCUUUCAGACCUUUUCACCCUCUGAUGGACAAAGUCCAACUUAAAAACCAGCUGUUAAUUCUGGUUGGAAGAGGAAGGGAGCCAUACAUUGGCAAUUUGAGUGUAUGAAGGUGGUUUGGUUGAUCACUUCUAGCUUGCUAUAAUAUAUAGUUGCUAAGAAUUAUUUGCUAUGGGAAGUAAGAUAUGCGCUUUAUUUUUCUAUUAUUGGUGUUUCUAUUAUAGAGGUUGUAUUUAGUCAUUAAAGUAGCCAUUGCUGUGCAAUUAUUUUAUCUCUCGAGACUGUUUCACCUAACCUGUUUAAAAGCCAAGUACAAUCUAACAAACAGGCAGGGUCCUCUGGGCUCUGGACACAAGCCACAGCCACAGAUAUGCUUAUAUCUAACCGUGGUAUUUCUUCUGUGGCUUGCGCAGCUCAUCUGACAUUUCUAUCUUUGUUUCAUCAGCAUUACAAAAAAAAAAAAAAGGGUAUUGAAAAUAUCAUGCGGUUUUCUGUUAAUCUCCCCACAGCUUCCAGAGUAUCUGAAUACACUGUGUUUCUUUAUGAGACUACAUCUCUUUUUGUUUCCUAUCGGUCCGAUAAACACAGCCCAUAACUCACAGCAGAUGUGAUGGAUGCUUGUUACUUUGUGUUUAAAGUGCUUUUACAGAUAACAGUCUCAGGAAUUAUGAUAAGAUUUUUUUGAGGAGAAUGCACCCUUUCAGUGUGCAGUUAUGGAAACCAGAGGAAAUAAGUAGCUUGGGAAAUACCACACUUAAACUUGAGAAUUCAACAGCUUCUAUGUCGGUCAAAGGAAUUUCCCAAAGGAUGGGGGCUGGACGAGGUAGGUGACCUUUAAAGGUCCUUUCCAACCCAAACGAGUCUAUGAUUCCAUGUGACUUGCUGUGAUUUUGCUGUUGCUGCCACAUCAACAGCCAGCUUAAAAUACACCUGUGGGACAAUGGCAUGAGGGAAACUUCUCAAUAAAAGGGGGCACUCAAAAGUUCUUCAGUUUCGUCUUUAAAGGUUUUUCAGAGAAACUAGAAAGCAAAUCUGUCUAGAGCUAGGUUUGCAUUUCAGCUGAUGAGCUAGGAUUUAUAUGGGGCCUUUUCCAUGUUCAUUGCCUGGGGAAGGGGGGGAAUCUGAAGGGAACCCUGAAGGGCUGCUGGACGUCUCAAAAUUCUCUCUUUCUUGACAAGGUUUAAUGGCAGAUGGAGGAAUAGUCAAUCAUUUUUCCUUUUAAGGCAAAACCCAUCCAUAAGUCACACCAUGGACUGUCCCAGAAUCACAGAAGUUUGUAAUUGAUUGAAGAAAUGUUUUUACACCAGAGUGUCUAGGAAAAGAGAGUAUUUUUUUAAAGCAUGAAUUUGAGGAAAAUAAUAAGGGUGAGGAGAGAAAGAUUUCUACGAAGUUCACUAGUAAGGUGACAAGACACCUGGAGGCUACUCUGUCUUUCUCACAUCCACGGCUGUGGCCAUUGCACGCCCAUAAUGCAGGGGCUGUCUGAAGUUUGUCAGCCCACACUCACUCUCCUGGGCUUUCGUCAGCGUCUGGGCUUUCCCAGCUAGCCACAAAAUGUCUCAAACCCUGCAUUUCCCUUUUUCUGCAAGUCCUAUUGCCUAUGAAGUUGAUAGAUCACAAGUAUUUUAUUAAAUUAUAAUUUAAUUGUCUCAGUUUCUUACUUAACUCUUUCUUCAGAAUUGUAAAAAGGAGUAGGUUGCAUUUCCCACAUGCAGAAGCAAAAUAAAUGGCUGUUGGGAAACAGGAAAGUGUUCAAUCUGCGUCAGGAAAUCUGUGCAGAUUACAGACACAGAUCUUGGUGUCGAACCUCAGCUUUGCUGGGGCUUUCCUGUACCCCAGAAAAUUCUGAAUAAUACGAUUAAUGAGUCCAGGCAAUGUUUAACCUCAUUCAUUUUGCCACGGAAUGACAUUUUUUGCAUCUCCUCAAGGACAAUGAAUUCAUAUUUCAAACUAAUUAUGAUGUUCACAAUCUGCUCAUGGAAAAAAUAAUAAUGAGAAAAGUACUCAAAUUAUUAAUCUAAAGCAGUUUAGAAGCUUACAUAAUAACAUUUAAACUGUUGCCAGUCCAACCCAUCCAGUACAUCACUAGGUUCAUCACAGCACCUCUGCCUAUGUACACGCACAUUAAGCAUAUUACUGGUGUCAGUGAGAAAAUUAAUAUUUUCUGCAUUUUGGUUUUAUUACAUUGCACUUUCAAACAUCUGCGUAUGCCAUCUGGUGAUCCCGCUCGACUUUGCAGGCCCUAAAAGCCAUGCCUGCAGGGUGCCUUCACCAAGAGCAGAUUUGCAAUAUAAAUGAUUUUCCAACUUCCAUUAGUUAU
Messenger RNA from Chroicocephalus ridibundus (black-headed gull), 7902 nucleotides. It is a transcript of the gene LAMP3, whose product is annotated as lysosomal associated membrane protein 3. The record is from RefSeq and is a predicted model, not a curated record. Gene Ontology annotation, biological process: establishment of protein localization to organelle. Lineage: Eukaryota; Metazoa; Chordata; Aves; Charadriiformes; Laridae. The transcript has 6 exons. Bases 562 to 1836 code for a protein of 424 amino acids. Gene Ontology annotation, cellular component: late endosome membrane; lysosomal membrane; plasma membrane.